GAAAAGGACGUCAAUAAACGCAUGAAUCCAGGACCUUCAUGUAAAAUAAUAAAUAAAGUACAAGAAAAGGAUUUUGAUACUAAUCUCGAGGAACAAAUAAAUAAGACACAAAAAAAAUCUCUCAUCAGUACAAGUGAAGCACAAAAUGUAUCAUUUACUGAAAUUUCAUUGAACAAUGAAGAUGGAUGUUCGAUACACUUUCCUGUUAUAUCUGAUUGUACAGAUGCGAAUAUGUGCAUAACUGCGAAACCACUUGGAACAAAUGCAAAAAAGAUUAUUCGCGAUAGCAAUAAAAAAAAUGCAGUAAAACCUGUAAACAUUACAAGUAACAUGCAAAAAAAUAUAACUCAGUAUUCUAAGGAUGAUACAAUUAAGGAAAAUAUUCGUUAUAUUGAUGAACCUGGAAUGAUAUUGCAUUCAAACGACAAGUCUUACGUCAAUUAAAUAUUAUUAAUUUAAAACAAUCGCAAAUAU
Nylanderia fulva is the source of this 474-nucleotide messenger RNA. NCBI's taxonomy places the organism in Eukaryota, Metazoa, Arthropoda, Insecta, Hymenoptera, Formicidae. The record is from RefSeq and is a predicted model, not a curated record.